AUGGCGCCAAACACCAAGUCGAUUGAACAGCCGCUGAUCUCUAAGGCUAAAAUUUCCGGGAAGGGCCCGGAUGGGUUUGCGAUUGAAGAGUCCCUGCUUGAGAGAGGCCAUUCCAGAAGGAUGGGGCAUCUGGAGAACUAUUUUGCGAUUAUGCAAAGACAGAAGCUUUACACCAAUUUCAACAUGUAUGGUGAGCUUAACAAAGAAGUUACCCGUGAGCAAUUGGCUGUUGCGAUUCGCCAAAUUCUGCUGAGACAUCCCAUAAUGAUGCAAGCUAUCAUUCCUAAGAAGUUCCCAGAGCAUGAGGAGUACUACACCAGCGAUGAUUAUUACAACACUCCGUUCCCUGAGAACGACUUUUUAAGGGUAAUCACCAGCAAGAUCAAGCUGAGCGAUAUCAUAAUCAAUGAGCAAAGCGAGGACUACGGUGAGAUUAUAGACAUGAUCCUUUCGGAGUACAAGAAGAACGGUUACAAGUUUGACGCGUACAUGCAGGAGCUCAUUGGGAACAUUGUUAUUCCUAUCGGCAACCCAAACAAGCCUAACUGGAGGCUGCUGUGUCUGCCAAGUGCUGAGGGAGGCGGGGCCCAGUGGAAGAAGUUUGUGUAUAUAAGCAACCACUGCUGCUCGGACGCCAUCAGCGCUGUGAACCUGUUCCAGGACAUUGCGGAGAAUGUGUCUCUUAUAGAGCAGAACUCCUGGGCGGUUCCGUAUGCGGAUGAUGUGAUUGUGGACUAUGAGCAGGACGUUGCGGACAUCGCCAAGCUGCCGGCUCCGAUCACUGAGAGGGUUGAGUACAGGCCGCCCUUGAGCAAGCUGCCCAAGAUCAUGCUGGUGUCGUUCCUGAAGACCGCGCUGAACUUCAAGAGUGAUGCGCUGGAGACGCGCUGCAACGACGAGUACAGCGGCGAGCCCGAGACCAGCGCUGUGCAGAUGGGGGAUGUGUGCUACGACUCCAUCCUGAACUACACGUGUGAGGAAGUAGCGGUCAUCAGGGACAGGAUCAAGCACAACGUGCACGGCAAGUGUACGGUGACGCCGUUCAUCCAGGCGGCGUUCUUCGUGGCGAUGCACCAGUCGCGGAAGCUGCUGGGCCAGAAGCAAGGGUUCAAGGAGUGGAUGAGCGAGUGGGGGGUGGACAUGGCCACGCCCAGCAGCACGAGGCGGUACCUGCCAGAGGACCCCGAGGUGCGUGACAUGUACAAGUACGGCUCCAACGUCGGCGGCAUACACUACCUGUACAUGAUCUCGGGUAUGAAGGUCGAGCGCGAGGAGACGGAGAAGUUCUGGAGCCUCGUGGAGUACUACCACGACAUUCUACUCGCGUCGCACAGCAACGGUGACCAGACCGUGGGGCUGGGCACGCUGAUGCUGGACGUGAUCGUGGACAAGAAGAACGUCGACAAGCUGAUCCGGGACGAGUACCUGUACCAGAAGCGAGGCGGUGUCAUCAUGAGCAAUGCGGGGUACUUCCACCAGGACCCCGCGCAAGCCUACCACGUCACCGACCUGGUCUUUGGGCAGAGACCCGGCGCGCUGAAGUUCAGCUUCGGCGUGAACGUGGUGUCGACGAACAUCGGCGGCAUGAACCUAAACGUCGGCAUGGUGCGCCGCACGCUGAGGGACCGCGCCGAGUUCCGCGAGUUCAUCGGGAUCCUCGACAGAGUGAUCCGCGACUUCACGGGGCUGAACUAG
Nakaseomyces glabratus is the source of this 1695-nucleotide messenger RNA. It is a transcript of the gene ATF2, whose product is annotated as alcohol O-acetyltransferase. Gene Ontology annotation, molecular function: N-acetyltransferase activity. The record is from RefSeq and is a predicted model, not a curated record. NCBI's taxonomy places the organism in Eukaryota, Fungi, Ascomycota, Saccharomycetes, Saccharomycetales, Saccharomycetaceae.